Zonotrichia albicollis (white-throated sparrow) is the source of this 1490-nucleotide messenger RNA. RefSeq names its product solute carrier family 18 member A3 (gene SLC18A3). Gene Ontology annotation, molecular function: acetylcholine transmembrane transporter activity. The record is from RefSeq and is a predicted model, not a curated record. Gene Ontology annotation, cellular component: AP-1 adaptor complex; terminal bouton; AP-2 adaptor complex. Gene Ontology annotation, biological process: chemical synaptic transmission; transmembrane transport. Lineage: Eukaryota; Metazoa; Chordata; Aves; Passeriformes; Passerellidae.
CCUGGCGCCGCCCGGUGGCACCGGGGCACGGGCCAACAUGCCAGUGGGCACCCCGAUACACCGCCUCAUGAUUGACCCCUACAUUGCCGUGGUGGCAGGGGCCCUGGCCACCUGCAACAUCCCGCUGGCCUUCCUGGAGCCCACCAUCGCCAACUGGAUGAAGGAUUCCAUGGGGGCCAGCGAGUGGGAGGUGGGCCUCACCUGGCUGCCCGCCUUCUUCCCCCACGUGCUGGGUGUCUACGUCACCGUCCAGCUGGCUGCUGCCUACCCACACCUGCAGUGGUUUUACGGGGCCCUGGGCAUGGCCAUCAUCGGUGCCAGCUCCUGCCUGGUGCCCGCCUGCAGGAAUUUCGGGCAGGUCAUCAUUCCCCUCUGUGGCAUCUGCUUUGGCAUCGCCCUGGUGGACACAGCCCUGCUGCCCACCCUGGCUUUCCUGGUGGACGUGCGCCACGUCUCAGUCUAUGGCAGCGUCUAUGCCAUUGCAGACAUCUCCUAUUGUGUGGCAUAUGCCCUGGGGCCCAUCGUGGCUGGCCAGAUUGUGCACACCAUGGGCUUUGCGCAGCUCAACCUGGGCAUGGGGCUUGCCAACGUGCUUUAUGCCCCUGUCCUUCUCCUCCUCAAAAAUGUCUGCCAAAUGAAACCCUCUCACUCAGAGAGGAACAUCCUCCUUGAAGAAGGACCUAAGGGACUCUACGACACCAUCAAAAUGGAGGAGCGCAAAGGCAUGGGCAAAAGCCUCCAGCCAGCGGGCGAGAUGGAUGAGAAUGGCAUGGGCUCUUACCACAGAGACCUGAAAGGGGUGUCUGAGGAGGACUCAUCUGACUAUGAGUACAGUUAGGUUCCCCCAUGCAGCCCAGACCCAGGAGCAAGGAGAGACCUGUGGGAGAGAGGCAAAGCGGGGGGAGGAAAAUGUUACUGCAUUAUGUUUCUGUACUGACGUGCAAUAUCUACAGUUUAACCUUUGUCAUGAUGUAACGGCUUUCUUCUAGACUUACUUUGAAUCGGUAUUUCCCUCAGCAUUCCAGCAAAGUGGAGGGGGUAGGAAAUGGGAGAUAAUGCUGAAAAAAUAUUGGAGUAAUCAUUAGCAGAAUCUGAGGGGAUCUUUCAAAACAAUGCCAAAAAGAAAACAAAAAACCCAACAGCUUUAUAGCUGCGGUAUAAUUGUGCAGAGUGUUCUCAAACUGAAACUGUGUGUGACAUACUGUAUAUCUCUGUAAAAAUUACAAGAAAAGCAAAAAAGUAUGUGUAUAAUUUCAAAUUGUGUAUUCAGGGACUUAGUAAAUCUUGUGUACAUAUACUCAGACUUUCAGUUGGUUUCCUAUAUUUAAGAAGAGCAACAGCUGUCUCAUUUCAUUCUUCCCUGGGAAUAAACUGAAGUAUUGUACCUUUUUUUUCUCUCUUGUGCUGCUCUCCGGUAAGUGCAAUAUGCUGUAUUAUGUUGAAGUCCAAGUUACAAGAAUAAUAUGAUCUGAAUAAACAGAAUUGAAGGG